Molecule: messenger RNA, 2393 nt
Organism: Eucalyptus grandis
Lineage: Eukaryota; Viridiplantae; Streptophyta; Magnoliopsida; Myrtales; Myrtaceae
Product: beta-1,4-mannosyl-glycoprotein 4-beta-N-acetylglucosaminyltransferase
Exons: 2
Coding region: 747-1925 (392 amino acids)
Biological process (GO): N-acetylglucosamine metabolic process; protein N-linked glycosylation
Cellular component (GO): membrane
Molecular function (GO): beta-1,4-mannosylglycoprotein 4-beta-N-acetylglucosaminyltransferase activity
Source: RefSeq, a predicted model, not a curated record
GCAAACGGCUCUCUUCCCUGCUCCUCUGCUUUGGAAUUCGUGAAGAAGCUUUUUAGAGAGAGAAGCAAGAGAGAGAGAGAGAGAGAGAAAGAGAGGCAUCGAGGAGGGAGGGAGGGUACGGGGUUGUGAUAUUUCCAAUUCGCCACCCAAUCACCAGAUUGGCCACAGCUUUUUCCCGUGUCGUUCACCCCCGUUAGAUUCCUCGCGUUCUCGCCUUAUUCUUUUAUUCUUUUCAUUAUUUGAUUCGUGCUUCCAAGCUUCCCUUUUCCCCCCGCCAUCCCUGGUUUCCCUCUGCAUCUGCUGAAGAAGGAGGAGAAGGAGAGGUACCCAUAGCUUCUCUUGUCGUCCGAGCCUUAAAGUUGCGAACUUUGGCGAGCGUUCGUCGAUCGGAGGGGCUAACUGAGGUUGGGUUCGGUGCUGCUUCGAUUCCGCCGGCCGAUCGCGAAGUGGGUUGGUGUUGGGUGCGAGGGCAUUUCCUAAAGUUGCGAACUUUGGCGAGCGUUCGUCGUGGGAGAGAGAGAGAGAGAGAGGGGAGUCGAGAUCGGAGCUUGCUUCGACCCUAGAUUCCUGCCCCCCUCCUGGUUCUGCGGGCCGAUCGCGAAGUGGGUUGUUGGGCGCGGGGGCAUUUGGGUAAAUUCUCGAGGCGGCCCGAUCCCUCGCCGAGCCUAGAGCCCUAAAUUCGCGAGAUCGAGGCGCGGCCGAAUCGCGAAGGAGGAGGAGGAGGAAUCCGAGGGGACGAGAAAAAAAUGUGGUGGAUGAUGAGCGAGACCGGCGGGCAUUACUGCUCCAAGAAGACCGAUGAUAUCUGCGGCGAUGUCUGCGGCCAGGACUCGGAUCGAGCUUUGAGCUUGUCUAGACUGCGGUGCAUGCUGCGUGGCUUGGAUUUGAAGACGCUUUUGCUGCUGUUGAUUCUUAUCCCGACGUUUAUUCUCGGCAUCUAUAUACAUGGGCAGAAGAUUUCGUACUUCCUGCGGCCAUUAUGGGAGUCGCCACCCAAACCGUUCCACGAAAUCCCGCAUUACUACCAUGAGAACGUGUCCAUGGAGAACCUCUGCAAGCUCCACGGUUGGGGGAUCCGGGAGUUCCCCAGACGUGUCUACGAUGCUGUGUUGUUCAGCAAUGAGCUGGACCUCCUCACUAUCAGGUGGCAAGAGCUGUACCCUUAUAUAACACAGUUUGUUCUCCUCGAAUCGAAUUCGACCUUCACUGGAUUCCCAAAACCUCUGGUUUUUGCUGCCAACAAAGAUCAGUUCAAAUUUGUGGAGCCUCGAUUGACUUACGGUAAUAUUGCGGGGAGAUUUAAGAAGGGGGAGAACCCAUUUGUCGAGGAAGCUUAUCAAAGAAUAAUGUUGGAUCGGCUCCUUAAGCUUGCUGGCAUAACUGAUGAUGAUUUGUUGAUAAUGUCGGACGUGGAUGAGAUUCCGAGCAGACACACUAUCAAUCUCUUGCGGUGGUGCGAUGAAAUCCCACCUGUUCUGCAUCUUCAGCUUAAGAAUUAUCUCUACUCGUUCGAAUUCCUUGUUGAUAAUAAUAGCUGGAGAGCAUCGGUGCAUAGGUAUAAAUCUGGCAAGACGACGUAUGCGCACUAUCGUCAGACGGAUGACCUCUUGGCAGAUGCUGGGUGGCAUUGCAGCUUUUGCUUCCGCCGCAUCAGCGAGUUCAUAUUCAAGAUGAAGGCCUAUAGUCACUUCGAUCGGGUGAGGUUCCCCCACUUUUUGAACCCAAAGAGAGUUCAGAGAGUGAUAUGCAAGGGGGCUGAUCUUUUCGAUAUGCUUCCAGAGGAGCACACGUUCAAGGAGAUCAUUGGGAAGAUGGGACCUGUUCCACAUUCCUUCUCGGCUGUUCACCUUCCUUCAUAUCUCCUGGAAAAUGCUGAGAAGUACAAAUUUCUUUUACCGGGAAAUUGCAUGAGAGAAAGUGGCUGAGAUUUUCAUACUAUGUGUGAGCUCUACGAAGGCUUAAAGCACGGCUUUGUUGACUACUCAUCAGGGGUUCAACGGAUGAGUUUGUCGUCAUGGCAUGUCACUGAUGUAGCUGCUCUGGAUGUCCAGCUGAGAUAUCAUUCUUCCAGGAUUUUUGGGACCAUCUUGGACAUUUAGGUGAGGCUUUGUAAAUAAUCUUUUUCCGGAGUUGGAGAAGCAAUGGUUGCUGGGAGGAGGGCUUGUUGGCCAUGGCGGGAAUUGAUGAAACUUGUUGCUGGGUGUAUUUUUACCUAGGCGUUGGUAUUACAUGCUUUGCCUUGUAUACCAACUGAUAUGACUUCUGUUUUGAGACAAAUUUGUGCGUAAAUGUCUGUCUUGACGAAUUUCAGUUGUACCAUCUGAUUGCCAUUUAUUUAUCUAGUGUUCAUAGAGCUGACAAUAUUUACUUAACCCUGGCUCAUUUGUUCUGAA